Messenger RNA from Entelurus aequoreus (snake pipefish), 2172 nucleotides. It is a transcript of the gene spag6, whose product is annotated as sperm associated antigen 6. Gene Ontology annotation, cellular component: sperm principal piece; acrosomal vesicle; axoneme. The coding region runs from base 299 to 1840 and encodes 513 amino acids. Lineage: Eukaryota; Metazoa; Chordata; Actinopteri; Syngnathiformes; Syngnathidae. The transcript is spliced from 11 exons. Gene Ontology annotation, biological process: sperm axoneme assembly; filopodium assembly; epithelial cilium movement involved in extracellular fluid movement. The record is from RefSeq and is a predicted model, not a curated record. Gene Ontology annotation, molecular function: microtubule binding.
CUUACUUUGAAGAAAGCAGAAGUCGUCGAAGAUCACAGACAGGUUGCUUCUUCUUCUUCUUUUUGGGAGCUGGGGUGGAGCAUUAGCACUAAAAAGACAGACCAAAUGCAAACAUGUUCACGUUGAGAUAAACACGGCGUCGUGCCGCACUGACGCGACGUGACUAUUCUUUGUCAUAAAAUAAGGCGGUGUCGUCACGGGUUUUCACACCGGAAGUCAAUUUUGAACGACGUCAGUCAUGCUGACACUUUCUGCCGACAGGUCCGAACAACACCCUUAAAGGCCGCACUUUUACACCAUGACUCAAAGGCAGAUCGUCCAAGUUUUCGAGCAGUACAACAAAUCCAGAAUGCAGUUUGUGCAAACGGUUGCUGAUCUUGCAGAUCGACCACAAAACAUAGAAAUCCUCCAGAAAGCAGCAUUCACACCUGCAAAAGGUGUGAUGUCCAUGCUGAGACCCCUCAUGCUGGAUGUGGUUCCUGGCAUCCAGCAGAAGGCAGCCUUGGCUCUCGGUCGCCUGGCCGACCACAACCCGGACCUGGCAGAGUCCCUGGUGAAGGAAGACAUCCUGCCUCAACUCAUCCGCUCGCUCACCCUGCAGAAUAGGCUAUAUAAGAAGGCAGCAGCGUUCGUCCUACGAGCAGUGGCCAAACAUUCCCCUGAGCUGGCUCAGGCGGUGGUGACGAGCGGGGGCGUGGACGCUCUGGUUCUCUGUCUGGAAGAGUUUGACCCCGGCGUGAAAGAAGCCGCUGCCUGGGCGCUAGGCUACAUCGCGCGACAUAACGAGGCCUUGUCCCAGUCCAUCGUGGACGCAGGUGCCGUCCCCAUGCUAGUGUUGUGCCUCCUGGAGCCCGAGAUCGCCCUCAAACGCAUCGCCGCCUCGGUACUCAGCGACAUCUCCAAACACACGCCGGAAUUGGCUCAGAUCGUGGUGGAGGCAGGCGCCAUCGCACACCUGGCACAGAUGAUCCUCAACCCAGACACCAAACUCAGGAGGCAGGUGUUCUCCGCUCUGGGCCAGAUCAGCAAACACUCGGUGUGUUUGGCAGAGAUGGUGAUCGAGGCCGACGUCUUCCCUGCGGCUAUGAUGUGCCUCAGGGACCCGGACGAGUGCGUCAAAAAGAACGUCACCAUCCUAAUGAGGGAGGUGGUUAAACACACCCCUGAGCUGUCCCAGGUGAUAGUGAACUGUGGCGGAACCUCAGAAGUGAUCACCUACCUUGGCGAGAGUCGUGGAAGUCUGAGGUUGCCAGGGAUCAUGAUGCUGGGAUAUGUGGCCGCGCACAGCGAGAACCUGGCCAUGGCUGUCAUUCUUUCUCAGGGGUUGCUCCAGCUGGCUCUGUGUCUCUCAGAGGAGACGGAACACCACAUCAAAGCGGCCACCGCCUGGUGCAUAGGCCAGAUAGGACACCACACGCCUGUGCACGCUAAGGCCGUCGCCACCGCCAAUCUGCUACCCAAGCUGCUGCUACUCUACACGGACGCCGGCAGCUCAGAAGACCUGCAGACCAAAAGUAAAAAGUCCCUGAAGAUGAUCCUACAGAAGUGCACCUUCCUGCCGGCACUGGAGUCUCUGCUCUACGACGCGCCGACCAACAUCAUCAAACAUGUCGUCUGCCAGUUCAGCAAGGUGUUACCACAUGACAGUCAGGCUCGCCGACAGUUUGUCACCAGCGGGGGGUUAAAGAAAGUGCAAGAGAUCCAGGCGGAGCCGGGCUCCCCCCUGCAGGAGCACAUUAAUUCUAUCAACAGCUGCUUCCCAGAGGAGAUCGUCAGAUACUAUUCCCCCGGCUACUCCGAGGUGUUGCUGGAGCGUUUGGAGAGUUUUAAGCCAUCCUGAGACCAGCUUGCUUGUCUUGUCAAGACAAGCACGCCUCAGAUAUUCAACACGCCACUGGAUGUUUGGAUCUUCAAAUCAUACACUGUGUUCACGGGAACAUGCCGACAUAAGCAGCAGAAACACAAUGAGUUAAAAAUAAAUGCUUUUCUAAAUUUUACUUGCGCUUUCAAAGGUCAAAUUCAGGCACUGGGAAAGACGCGCUGCGCAGUGCCCCCUGGUGGCAGCUGUGGCUGCCUACUCCUGCUCGGUGUAUGCAGCAGCUGCUGCGCACAUGGCAGGCAGCUCUUUGUUUGUUGUCCGCUACACCCACGUCGUCCACGCUUGCUCCCCAC